Andrographis paniculata is the source of this 1224-nucleotide messenger RNA. RefSeq names its product tetraspanin-3-like. Bases 79 to 936 code for a protein of 285 amino acids. The transcript is spliced from 2 exons. NCBI's taxonomy places the organism in Eukaryota, Viridiplantae, Streptophyta, Magnoliopsida, Lamiales, Acanthaceae. The record is from RefSeq and is a predicted model, not a curated record. Gene Ontology annotation, biological process: auxin-activated signaling pathway. Gene Ontology annotation, cellular component: plasmodesma; plasma membrane.
AAAACCGCCCCCCAAUUUUCCUCUCCCCCAGCUCCCCCAAACCCUCUCCCCCCCACCUCCACCGCCGCCGUCGCCGCCAUGAGAACCAGCAACCACCUGAUCGGAUUCCUCAACUUCCUAACGUUCCUCCUCUCGAUCCCCAUCCUCGGCGGCGGCAUCUGGCUGAGCACCCGCGCCAACAACACCGACUGCAUGCGGUUCCUCCAGUGGCCGAUCAUCAUCAUCGGCGUCGCCAUCAUGGUCGUCUCCCUCGCCGGAUUCGCCGGCGCCUGCUACCGGAAUAAUUUCCUUAUGUACCUCUACCUCUGGGCGAUGUUCUUCAUCAUCGUCGCCCUAAUCGGAUUCGUCAUCUUCGCUUACGCCGUCACCGAUAAGGGUUCCGGCCGGCCGGUUCUCAGCCGGUCCUACCAGGACUACUCCCUCCAGGACUACUCCGGUUGGCUCGCCGACCGGGUUUCCUCACCCGGCUACUGGACCAAGAUCCGGGCCUGCGUGAGGGACUCCCACGCCUGCCGGAAAAUGGGCCGGACCGUCGGCGGAGUCCCGGAAGCUCCCGAGCUUUUUUACCUCAGAAAACUUUCUCCGAUUGAGUCUGGAUGUUGUAAGCCUCCGACGUCAUGCGGCUACUCGUACGUGAACGAGACGGUUUGGACAGCCGGACAAGGGGUGAUGGGAAUGGACAUGGACUGCCAACGUUGGAGCAACAAUCAAGACCAGCUUUGCUAUAACUGUGACUCGUGCAAAGCCGGCGUGCUGGCGAGUCUGAAGACGAGCUGGCGGAAAGUCUCCGUAAUAAACAUCGUCAUACUCAUCAUCCUCGUCAUUGUCUAUGUCGUCGCCUGCGCCGCUUUUAGGCACAACAAACGGAUCGAUAAUGACGAGCCUUACGGGGAGACGCGGAUGGAGAAGGCGCAGCCGAGCAGGAUACAUUUUUAGUCGUUAAAUCCGAGUUUCUUUGAGUUAUGGUAAAUUCUACUGGAUAUAUAUAUAUAUAUAUAAUGUAGGGACUGAUUUUUUUUUUUUUUUUUUUUUUUUUUUUUUUUCUUUCUGGCAUUGAGCACGGCCGUGUUGUUGUUUUGAAUUUGUGUUUGAAGAGGAAAAGGAUUGAUCGAAGUUGGGAUGUACAUAAAAUGUUUUCACGUAUGGUUUGACGGAUUUGGUCUUCGAUUUCAAUUUUUGGAAGGGAAUUGGUAAAGAUAUAUAAAGUACUAUGUUUUGUGUUUU